This is a messenger RNA of Moneuplotes crassus, 829 nucleotides long. Lineage: Eukaryota; Ciliophora; Spirotrichea; Euplotida; Euplotidae. The record is from the annotation of a GenBank genome assembly.
AUUUAUUAUUAAAUCAUUAUGGAAACUCCAGGAACAGAUGACACUGAUGAUAGAAUGAGACUUGCUCAGACUAUGAACUCAAUGAGCGCCACUUCGACUAUUUCAAAGCCCGAUGUGGAAUCUAUCAUCCAAGCUGUUGCAACUAUUAUUCAUUCACAAAUGAUUGAAGAUCAAACAGCUGGAAACGAGAUCGAUGAAGACUCUGAGUUGUUCUUCUUUUCUGAAGAGAAAUAUAUCAAGGAAAAGCCAGAGUCUUUUGAUGAGAAGAGACUCGAAUUAUUAAGAGAAACACCAAAGGUUGAAAACAUCAAUGAAUUCAUGAAAGCAUUAUACGACUGCGCACAGUUUAGUCCAGAAUGCUGAAUUAUCUGACUGGUAUAUAUCAAUAGACUCAUAGCUUUCACUAAUUUACCAUUGCAACCGACCAACUGGAGACCCUUGAUCUUAUGCUCUCUGCUUGUAGCACAAAAAGUCUGGGAUGAUAGGUACCUAUCCAAUGAUGACUUUGCAUACAUUUAUCCUUUCUUUGUCACUAAAGAGAUCAACAAGCUAGAGCAAAAGUUUCUCGAAUUAAUCCAAUAUAACGUGACCGUCAAAGCCUCCCUGUAUGCUAAAUAUUACUUCGAGCUGAGAUCCUUAUUCAAAGAUAGUUCAGGAGGCUUCCCUCUCAAGGAGCUAGACGAUAAGGAUAAACAAAGACUUGAACUAAGAAGUGAGAAGUAUCAGGAUGCCUUUGCUGAAGCUACAGAAGCCAAAAAGAGAGAGAUCAACACAAUUGCUGACAUAAAGUACUCUUCAAAAGCUUAAUUUCAAUAAUCAUAUUUUCAUA